CUAUGCGUUUGUUUCUAUAUUCGUCCAGAUUUCUCCGCCGGGGUUGUCGAGCUCCGGGAUUUGGUUGCCGCGGUCUCGAGGAGCAGGCUUUGGAGCGGGAAUUAAGAAUAGUGGCAGCUAAAGUUUCAUUCUCAGCAUCAUUGGAAUUGGAACAAAGAACAUCAGUAUGACAACCACAAGAUUAUUCUGCUAUUGAUACCGCUAAGGUGGUUCUUUUUAUGGAACAGCAUGGAAGCACGGUCAUCCCUAGCAAUGCAAAAAUCAGACAUCAAACAACUCUGCAGCUCACGAGUUCCUUCAGUUAUGUCAUCAUCUUUACCGGUUUUGCCCACACUCGAGGAGAGGUAUCCUGCACUGCCUGAUUCUCAGCAGGUUUCAAUGGAAAGAGAACUUAGAAGUGAGCCAGUUACUUCAUGUCAUACACCUUUCAUUUCAAACAGUGGGUCUAUGGGACCGUUGUUCUCUUCAGCUCCAGGGUUCUCUUCAGAUCUUCAUUUCUCUUCAGUUGCACCCCUUGAUAGGCAGAUGAUCACCACCCCUCUUGUUUCUCAAUCAUCCAAGAGUGGAAUGUGGUUUCCAGCCCAGUUACAUUCAGGAGCUUCCCAGACUUCAAUGAAUAAUUUUACUAGAGAAUCUCCUGAUGUGUCAUGGCCUCCGGUUUCACUUCAAGGUGUGAUUGAUAAUGCCAGUGCUGUGACCAAUCAAGUCCAGAGCAAUUGCAUCAUGGUAUCUGAUGACAAACAAGAUGACUUAUGGUCAGAUCUUAUUGCUGAUGAAUGGAAGGAACUCUUGAAUGAUCCAAAUUCUACUGAUACUCAGCCAAAGGAACCAUACUCAUUGGGCCAAGCUUCUUCAAAUAUUUCAGCACACAAGCCACAAACCCAUUUGGCAGUUCCUUCUCAUUCGGGGGAGCAUUAUGCUGCCACUAGUCCAACAUCUGGCGCCAAUAAUGCUUCAGCUAAGCCACGCAUGCGAUGGACUCCAGAACUUCAUGAAUGCUUUGUGGAAGCUGUGAACCAGCUUGGUGGGAGUGAAAAGGCUACUCCCAAAGGUGUCCUGAAGCUCAUGAAAGUAGAUGGCCUAACCAUAUAUCAUGUAAAAAGCCACUUGCAGAAAUACAGAACAGCUAGAUACAGGCCAGACUCCUCUGAAGGGACAUUAGAAAAGAAGGCUUCUCUUAUUGAAGGAGUGUCAUCUUUAGACUUGAAAACAGGGAUAGAGAUAACUGAAGCCUUAAGGCUCCAAAUGGAAGUUCAGAAACGGCUCCAUGAACAGCUUGAGAUUCAGCGAAACCUUCAAUUGCGGAUCGAAGAACAAGGGCGGUACCUCCAAAUGAUGUUCGAGCAACAAUGCAAGACAGGCAUGGAUAAACUCAAAGCCUCUCCGAGCCAAUCCUCAGACCCAACCGGACUCGCUCAAACUGCUGAGGCAGCACCAUCAGAUUCAGUGAGUGCAAAACCAACAGAAAGCCUCGAACAGAAGAAGACCACCGAGAAUGAACCAGAGAACAUCGUCAUUCUAGACGAGGCUCAUCCGCCUCCGAAACGCCUAAAAGGUGCUGAGCAUGACUUGCAAUGAAUCAUGACAAACUCACUGUUCUUGAAUGUUGGACAGUGAUGAGAACUUUGGAAUGCAUACCAUGAUUUCUCUUGAGACAAUGGCCUAAUUUUGAUUAUUGGAGUGAAUAAAUGUACUAUAGAUCAUGGAUGCACCAUUUAUUCAACAAAGUAGUUCACUUGCAUGUGAAACCUCUGCUGUUUAUUUUCUAUCCUAAGACUAACAGAGCAUGAGAUUUGUAAAUUUGGCCUGUGUUUAUGUAGGAACUUAUUAUUGUAUAUUGUUCUUAAUUGUUUGUCAUCUGACUCAAUCCACCCCCAUUUUAAUGUUGUGUAAAAUGAGUGGGUGGUCAUUAUUAACAAGCAGUUAAGUGUUUCUAAA
This is a messenger RNA of Dioscorea cayenensis subsp. rotundata (Guinea yam), 1938 nucleotides long. RefSeq names its product protein PHOSPHATE STARVATION RESPONSE 2-like. Gene Ontology annotation, molecular function: DNA-binding transcription factor activity; DNA binding. Lineage: Eukaryota; Viridiplantae; Streptophyta; Magnoliopsida; Dioscoreales; Dioscoreaceae. Bases 229 to 1578 code for a protein of 449 amino acids. The transcript has 9 exons. The record is from RefSeq and is a predicted model, not a curated record.